Syngnathus acus (greater pipefish) is the source of this 1302-nucleotide messenger RNA. RefSeq names its product interleukin 17c (gene il17c). Gene Ontology annotation, molecular function: cytokine activity. Bases 113 to 646 code for a protein of 177 amino acids. The transcript is spliced from 3 exons. Gene Ontology annotation, cellular component: extracellular region. Lineage: Eukaryota; Metazoa; Chordata; Actinopteri; Syngnathiformes; Syngnathidae. The record is from RefSeq and is a predicted model, not a curated record.
ACCACUAUGCGUGAGUGUGUAUGCGUGGUAGUUAUCCAAACUCUUUACCAAUUACACCUGCUUUCCAUUUCCUCAUGCCACCGUAGCUUCCGCUGGCUCAUAAAUAAUAAAUAUGUCCGCCAGCAACAGUCAGUCAGGCAAAGAGAGCCAAGAGAGGAUGGAGACUCAGAUCAUGGCCGUGGUGGCCCUCCUGGUGGGGCUCGUGUGGUCGUCCAACCCGAACCGUUGCUACGAGGAGGGGGAGCUGAGCAAGGUGGCCCUCAGGAAGCUGGCGAGCCACUACCCGCAGCCGCAGGAGCCUGAGGUGGUAUCGGCCCACGACUCCCCCGCUGAGUGCCCCCUGGACCUCUACUCGCAUUGGGACCUGGAGAAGAGGUCACUGUCUCCCUGGAGAUACGUAUGGAGACCCAUGAAGGACCACUACCCGUCCAUCUACGUUGAAGCUCAGUGUCUGUGCUCCGGGUGCAUCGUGAUCAACAGUAAAGGGAGAGCCGAGUUGACCCACGACUACAACUCGGCUCCCGUCAAUCAGACCCGAGUGUUUCUGAAGCGGGAGCGCUGCGUUGACGGGAAAACGUACUACUUGAAGCCUGUCUCCGUGGUUGUGACGGUGGGCUGCACCUGCGCCAGACCUCGUCUUGUGUAGUCUCAUCUCAGGUCAACUAUGAUCUCCUGCUGGAAUGUGGAUUUUGUGAUGGUGGCGUCCCAUUCCAGAACAAUUGGAGUUGACCUUUUCUGUUUUUGCUGUAAUUCAGUCAAGACUUUAGGGUUCAAAGUUGAACCAACUUUUAUUUAUUCUACACUAUUUAUUUAUUGUCAUGUUUACAGUGCUGCAUUUUGUCUCAUAAGGGGAAUUUAAAAAAACAAAACUGUUUUUUUAAUGAAGAUGUUCUAGUAUUUUAACAUACAGUAUUCGGAACUCAUUUGAUCUAUUCUGCAAGACUUAGAUGUUUUGAGAGUGAACGAAGAACAUCUGAUAUUGGAAGCCAGUGAAUUGAUGUAUCUAUGUUGAUAUCGUGUUUGUAUUGUCCCAAUGGGACCAGUCGACUGGAUUUAAAAAGAGAAGUUUCUUUUAUGAAGAUGUUCUGGUAUUUUAACAUACAAUAUUCGGGACUCGUUUGAUCUAUUCUGCAAGGUUUAGAUGUUUUGAGCGUGAACGAAGAAGAUCUGACAUUGAAAGCCAGUGAAUUGAUGUAUCUAUGUUGAUAUCGUGUCUGUAUUGUCCCAAUGGGACCAGUCGACUGGACUUGUAUGGUUAGCUUCAUUCAACCAAAAUAAAGAUGACAUUACUUUCUCAUGGUU